UGGAUUGAUUCUUCCACGGCUGCUCUGGAUACACUGUUCGAGAGAAUAAACAAGGCUAUUGAUACUCAGAGGAACGGCAUCAAGAACUAUCUCGAGGACUCCAGACGACGACAUGGCAUGUUGUAUGGCCAUUUCAUAUUUAAGAUUCUCCACGGUCGUGUGUCACACCACUGUUUGGGGUUGAUUCUGAGCGAGUAUACCAGGAUGAGGGAGUUGGGCGAUGAAGUGGCUAUUCGGUGCGGAUGUGCUAUAUCAAUGACUCAUGGAUUACCUUGUGCAUGCACCAUUCACCGCGUAAUUACGCAAGACAGGGCGUCGUUACAUGUCGAUCAGGUUCAUCCAUUCUGGCGGACGCUCGUUAUCGGAGAGCAUGCUGUUCCGCAUACGGUUCACCGUGAACAGGAGGAGUUGGAGCAGUUUCAGAUGAUGUUUGACCAAGUGUCCUCCAGUCACCCUUCGAUCAUUCGUAGUGCUACACACAUACUUCAUGACAUGUUCAAUACAUCGUGUUUGGAUACCGAGGAACCGGAAGGGGUCGAGCGACCUAGGGGUCGACAACCACGGCGGAACAGGAGUGCGUUUGAGUACAUUCGCGGUCGUGGCCGUGGCCGUGGCCGUGGUCGUACAUCCUCAUCAAGUGGCAGCCAAUCAUCGUCGUCGGUGAAUAUGCCCGGCACCGGGAGAAUGGACAUUGAACAUUUUCCAUAUAAGGACAGGAUCCCUAAUAUCAUGAUGCCAUUCUUGGACGGGUGGAAUGAUGUCAUUGCAGAUGGUAACUGCGGAUUUCGGGUUGUGGCGGAUGUGUUUCAAAUGGGUGAAGACAACUACGGUUUAGUGCGGCAGUUGAUGUACAGUGAAAUCGCAUCAAACCGAGAUGUGUAUGGCCAUGUGUACGGCGAGGACUUGGAUAGGUCUCUGCAGCGUAUCCGGUGGGGAGGGGGACCUUGCGGUCAAAAUCAUUGGUUCGAUGCGCCACUUGAUCUCUUUGCCGUUGCAAACAUCUACAAGUGUGCAGUCAUGCAUUUCGGCCUUGGUUUACAUAGUCGAGCCUAUUAUCCAUGUACAACGGUUCUGCCCUGGUGUUCGCGCGAGACCGUCACCAGACCGGUAAGGGACGUUGUUAUUGGAUUUCUUGGGCCGUCAUACAGACAUUUUAUCCGAUUAGACAUGUCACCCGAUUUUCCGGUCCCAAAUAUCAUACCGAAGUGGUAUGAAAUUCGUAGAGCAAGCGUGGAGGGUUGGGAUGCUUUGUACCAUGCUCGCGUGCAACAGUGGAACAAUUUAAUUGCCAUGUAGUUUUUGUUGAUGUACACCUACCUUUUACUAUGAGGCCUUGUAUUGUCAAUACUAUGUCAUUUCUAUGUGUUCAUUUUUAAAAGAUAAUGUUUCAUUUUAAAAA
This is a messenger RNA of Chenopodium quinoa (quinoa), 1399 nucleotides long. RefSeq lists its product as uncharacterized. The record is from RefSeq and is a predicted model, not a curated record. NCBI's taxonomy places the organism in Eukaryota, Viridiplantae, Streptophyta, Magnoliopsida, Caryophyllales, Amaranthaceae. Bases 118 to 1296 code for a protein of 392 amino acids. The transcript is spliced from 2 exons.